CACCCCGAAUAUUUGACAUCCUUCAGGGGGUAUUGUAUAUGGACUGAAACGAUUGUCACGAUCUAAAACUGGAUAAUCAAUGGUGCAGACGUAGACUUUAUCCUGUAACUGCGAUCUGAGAUACCGGGGAUAUCUCAACCCGCCGCGGGUCUCAGGCACAGACAAGGUCGCCGUGCCUUCUCCUAGAAUCUGAAUCCCUUUAUUCGGCCUGACAGUGAAACAGCACGCCGCUAGUCCGCAGGAUCGAGGGCAGAGCGCGUGUGUGCAUGUAUCGUCCUGGAGACGUGGGAAGCACAGUAAAGUAGCCUGGGUUCUGCGUGCGACUGGCGCCCGCCGGCCAAUUAGAGUGGAGUGGGCUUGUUGGGUGACGUGCACGCGGAGUGAUUACACGUCUUUAUCACUGAGAACCUUAUCACGAACAGCUCCCCUCAGGACAAGACUGCUGCAACAACAGCCAACAUGGCAGCACACCUCCCACUGUUACCGUACGGACGGCUGGUGGUCAUGGUAGUGUUGUCUGUGUGCGCCCGUGCCAGAUCGUGCCUUCAGUCCACAGGUUUCCCUACCAAUGCCUCCUUCUACCGCCCGUACAACGUGACCCUGGCUGAUGUAGCCUCCGAGACGGCCACGGUACAUUGGGACUACGGGUGGCCACCUCAGCCGGACACCGACCUGACCACUCACAACUGCACUGACCGUAGCGGACACACGGACACAAACGCCACCGACUUGGCUCUCACCGGGUUUGACGUCGUGACGAGAGUCGUGGGCGACUUGUACGACACAAGGACGAUCACGACAGUUGACGCAUCGCGCAGAUCCUUGCCGCUCACGUACCUGAAACAGGAGACAACGUACGUGGUGUACGUGUACGCCAUUCACGACGAUAUCGUCAGACUACGCAGCGGCGAGACGGAAUUUUCGACGACAGCAGACUAUUCAGAAGACGGCGAUGCUGUAACGCCAUUGGAAGAGGACGGUGAAGCAUACGACUACGUGACAGAAGAAGAGAAGAAGUUAACUAUAGAAGAGCUCGUUCUGAUUGGUGUCGUAAUACUUGUGUGGCUGUCCGUGAUUGGUCUAUUUCUCCGGCAAUGGGAUCACAUCCGGGGCAUGGCACCACGUGACACCAUGCGGCCACGCCCCCCUACCCCCAAGCCGCCGACCAAUGAGGAGUACCCUACCAUCACCAUCGUGCAGGACGAGAAAGAUUCCCUUAUAAGGACUACUCGGUUUUGAUUCGAUUUCUUUCAAAUUUCAUAGAAAUAUGAUGGUCUCCCAAAUAUUUCUAUUUUAUGGAAAUUCCUCAACAACAUACCUGCAUCAAAACCUUUACAACUGACGUAUUCUAAAGUUGCUUUUUUCAUUGAGGUCGUUGUUUAUAUUGUCAUUGACAAUGUAUAAACUAUAUCAGUCAACGUUUUUUUAUUUGUCCAAGUAAAUAUAAGUCUAUUACUAGCAAAAACAGCUUUUUUCUGCAAUUUCUCAUUUUAGCUAAGUUCAAUGAUGUUCACCUUUACUUAACUUAAGGCAAGUAUUCUCAUCAUUGGCAACAUUUUUUGUGACGGAAAUGACCGCGAACGGGGUCCAAAUGGACCCCAUUUGGUUUCUUUCAAAUUUAUAUUCCUUUUUGCAUUCUUUCAGUGUUCUUUGCCAAAAAAAAAUUAGA
Molecule: messenger RNA, 1669 nt
Organism: Branchiostoma belcheri (Belcher's lancelet)
Lineage: Eukaryota; Metazoa; Chordata; Leptocardii; Amphioxiformes; Branchiostomatidae
Product: fibronectin type III domain-containing protein 5-like
Exons: 3
Coding region: 460-1239 (259 amino acids)
Molecular function (GO): protein binding
Source: RefSeq, a predicted model, not a curated record